AUGAAACCUACCAAAUCUACGGAAAGGACACGACUCAAAGUAGUACUACCCGGCGACACAGUUUCAUUAGAAGUUACGACUCCAGGGAUUACUCUUGGGCCAGGUUUAAUACAAGCUGGUGAAUUCAUAACUUGCACAAAAGCAGGCGUUCUUGUAUGCUCUGGAUCCACUUAUUGGAUUGAGACUGAUCAGAAAAGAUAUAUUCCUGAGACUGGUGAACAUGUAGUUGGCAGAAUUUCUGGAAAAGGGGGUGAAUUUUAUCGAGUAGAUGUUGGAAGCGCGCACCAAGCCAUUUUACCAUUCUUAGCAUUCGAAAAUGCCACAAAAAAAAAUAGACCGAAUUUCAAUAUUGGUGAUUUGAUAUAUGCAAGAGUUUCUUUGGCAAAUAAAGAUAUGGAUCCGGAACUUCAAUGCUUUAAUCCUACGAAUAAUAAAGCUGAAGGGUUCGGCAAAUUAGAGGGUGGAAUGGUUUUGAAAUGUUCAUUAAGAUAUUGUCAAAGAUUGUUAACCCAAGAAACGGAUAUCUGCAAAUUACUCGGUCAAAAACUUCAGUUUGAAUUAUCUAUCGGGAUGAACGGUCGUGUUUGGUUGUCUUCCGAUACAAUUAAACACAUAAGUUUGGUAUAUAAUGCUCUUAAGCAGGCGGAGACACUAAAUAAUAAUGAAUGUAAAACUCUGGUUAGUAAGUUAGUGGUUUAA
Dentiscutata erythropus is the source of this 699-nucleotide messenger RNA. The record is from the annotation of a GenBank genome assembly. Lineage: Eukaryota; Fungi; Glomeromycota; Glomeromycetes; Diversisporales; Gigasporaceae.